AAGGGCCACCGUCAUGGCCGUUUUGAUGCCUGGCUGUGCUGGCGAUCAUGGGAAGGUCUGGCUUGGCUCUAAAUUUCGGGAAGAGUUGGACUGCGAGGCGAAGGCUAUGGAGCCACUGCGUCCGUAUCCUAUCGCUAUAUUAACCUGCUAGAGUCCCCAGUGUCGCCCUUCCUAAAACCAUCCUAUCGAUCCGUCCAUCAGGCCCUCAAGUCCACAAAUACAAACUCUACAUCACACGCAGGCGACCCUACGUCACACACCCACAUAAUUCUAGAUCUACACUGUCAACACUCACAAUGAAGUUCGCGGCCAUCACCCUGCUCCUCGCAACCCUCACUCUCGCCACUCCCAACGCUGCACCAGCAACUCCCCAAACCAACGCCGAACUCGAAGCAGCACUCUCACCGCGUGAAGCCGACUCCUCCGUGCCCGAAAUUGACGCGCGUGCAGCAGGUAUCCAACUUUCGGCCCGCGAUCCUAAGAAGGGCAAACCCAAGACUGGAGGCGGGAACGAUAACUCGACUGAUAGCGCUGCGGGUAUGAUGAGCCCGUCGCUGGCGCUGGAGCUGGGUGCACUGGGUUUGGGGAUUAUGGAGGUGGUGAGACUUUGGGGUUAGAUUUUGGGGUUAGAUCGGUUGGAUAAGUGCAUCGUGUUUCAGGGAGGGAGGAAGACGAGAUUGGAGCUUGGAAUUGAUAUACCCUUUGGGUGGGUCAUGAGUUGGAUACAUUUACAGAAACUGGGUUUCAGCGAACAUAUUUGAAUUGAAUGGGAGUCACUGGGCGGGCUUUUUGCUCAAAGCGCCUCACAUAUUGGCGUCAUAAUGUCUUCAUGUCUCUCUAGCUUCAUUUCUCUGCUUAGUUGGUUCUGCUCAUAUCUUCAGCAGAGAUCAUUAUCACCGCCACUUGGAAUACAUCAAUUAAGAACAGUUGCUAUUAA
Messenger RNA from Lindgomyces ingoldianus, 937 nucleotides. RefSeq lists its product as uncharacterized. Lineage: Eukaryota; Fungi; Ascomycota; Dothideomycetes; Pleosporales; Lindgomycetaceae. Bases 297 to 617 code for a protein of 106 amino acids. The transcript has a single exon. The record is from RefSeq and is a predicted model, not a curated record.